Messenger RNA from Alternaria atra, 1563 nucleotides. RefSeq lists its product as uncharacterized. Gene Ontology annotation, biological process: transmembrane transport. Gene Ontology annotation, cellular component: membrane. The record is from RefSeq and is a predicted model, not a curated record. Bases 1 to 1563 code for a protein of 520 amino acids. The transcript has 2 exons. NCBI's taxonomy places the organism in Eukaryota, Fungi, Ascomycota, Dothideomycetes, Pleosporales, Pleosporaceae. Gene Ontology annotation, molecular function: transmembrane transporter activity.
AUGUCGGCUACGCAGCAAAAUGAGAAAACGACAGCCUCGCCUCCCACUCCUCAUCAUGACCCCGAAUCAGGCGCGACUCCAAUGUCAACCGACAAAGACAUAGCAAUCAACCUUGUCGGCGAGCAUGCUCAAGAAAUCGAUCCAGAAACUGAAGCAAAAGUCCUUCGAAAGAUCGAUUGGUUCCUCAUCCCCGCCAUGAUCGUGGGCUACGGUCUAGUGUACUAUGAUAAAGCCAUCCUCGGUUCCGCCGCCCUCUUCGGCAUGACGGCCGACCUCUCGCUGAGUGUCGUUACAAACGCGUCCACGAAACCCCCAACAGUCUCCACCACACGCCUUUCCUGGGCGACAUCACUCUUCUACUUUGGCAUGCUCGCCGGUCUUUAUCCCCUGACCUUCGCUCUGCAGCGUUUUAACUUGGGUCGAAUCCUAGGCGCCGUUGUACUCCUCUGGUCACUUAUCUGCAUGUUAACCGCAGCCGUGACAACCUACCACGGUUUAUUCGCGCAGAGAUUCUUCCUCGGCUUUGUAGAAAGCAUCAUACCCACAGGUUUCAUGACCAUAAUCUCGUCUUACUACACCCAGCGCGAACAAUCCAUCCGGCAAAGUUGGUGGUUCAGUUCCACAGGCCUCUUCACCAUCAUCGGGGGCGCACUAAACUACGGAUUCGCGCAGAUAACAUCUGGCUCCUUACGUCGUUGGCAGUACAUCUACCUCCUCGCCGGUUGCCUAACCUUCCUCUUCGGCAUCUGGUGUUUCUUUAUCCCGAAUUCCUGCGCAGAAGCCUGGUUUCUCACCCCCCACGAACGCGUCGUCGCUGUUGAACGGCUCCGAAAGGGAGCCACAGGCGUUCGCUGUCAGAAAAUCAAAACGUAUCAGCUUGUGGAAGCAGUCACUGAUAUCAAGUUCUAUCUCAUCUUUCUGCUCAUGGCAUCCGCUUAUACCGUCAACGGCGCGGUAUCUGGUUUCGGCCCACUGAUUGUGAAUACAUUCGGUUGGUCGCCUCUUGCAAGCAUACUCUGGCAGUUUCCGCUUGGACUCAUCUGUCUUGUUACUAUACUCCUGUGCGGCUACCUCUCCUCUCGCAUCCCCAACAUUCGUCUCAUCCUUCUCAUCAUACACUGUUUCCCUGUCAUAGCAGGUUGCGCCAUGAUCUGGAAGAGCGAGUGGACGUAUCACGCGGCUACGCCCGUUGCCGGUUACAGCAUCAUCGGCACAUUUGGUGCGGUGGUUAGUCAGACGAUUGUUGUAGCCAUGGCGAAUGUGAGCGGAGCAACGAAGAAGAGUGCGAUGGCUGGUACAGUUUUCGUGGCGUACUGUGUAGGAAAUAUCGUCGGGCCAUUGCUUAUAAGAAGUCAGGAGAAAGGGAAACAUUACCCUAGGUUGUGGACGGGGUUGAUUAUCUGUUAUUGUAUCACGAUUGCCUCUGCUGUAGCGCUCUACGCUGUGCUUGCAAGGGAGAACAAGAGAAGGGAAGCUCAUCCCAUCGACGAGGAAGAGAGGGAUAAACUCGCUUUUAUGGACCUGACAGACAAGGAAAACCCGUAUUUUAGAUAUGUUCUAUAA